AUGUCGGGCCCAUACCUCCAUCUGGAGGCUGCUAGAAAACCGGUAACUGCUGUCCACGUUCAGGCACAAGAUCUGCUCGUCGUCGAUCGCAUUCUAGAGCCCCAAACCGCCGCAAAGUUCUUUGGAUUUGCCUUUGGAAAUCCGCUUCCGAAUGGCACCCGGCCCUCCAUCCCUACUCUGGUCGAGGAAGAACUUGCCAUCUUAUACGGCAGCUACCCACCAGACUCCAAUGGAAAGUCUAUCAUGGAUCGUAUCAUGGCUCGUAUCGGCUCAGAUGAAGACAGUGGCCGACUCUGCGGUGUCGGCAAGAAUAUCCAGUCUCUCAAGUCUCGUUUAUGGGAAGGCAUUACUCCCUUAAGCGAUCAAAGAUGGCAGGAGAAAGAACUCCACCUCCAAGAGAACUUUGACCAGGCCUGUCAACAUCUAUCAGCCGUGCUCGCGGUGUUUGAGUAUCUCAAUACCCAACGAGUGCAAGAGAAUCUUCGCGUGACUUUCAACCUCAUUUACGAUCUCUGCGAAGAGCUAGAAAAGGUUAUCAAUAAGCGGAGGACCGAGACUGGCGUGGAGCUUGUCAGUGUCGCCAGUCUCUGGACCAUGUACAUGACCGCCCAUCUAGAGGUGGUGACCCAACGGGCGCAUAAAUGGGUCACACAGCAUGUCGACUCCUUGAGAGCUCCAUUGAUGCAAGAGCUGUUAUCCUAUCAGUCUUCGUUUGAGGGAAUUGGUAUUCCAGAUUCAAGGCAGUGGCAGCUUAUGGAUGCGCUCCAUGUGUUACUGGAAAUCUCCGUUCGAGCUGACUAUAACAUCAUGAUACCGAUGGAAGGCUACAAAGGGUACGUCCCUCCAGGAAAUUCAAGCGGGCCACCAGAGUUGUACACCAAAGAUGUUACUGAGCGAGGCCCAGUAUACUCCCAACGCGUAAAGCAUGUCAGUCACCAGAUCAUGGCUAAGAGAAUCAUUGAAAAAUUUUCCUGCGGUGACAAAUCCAAGCAAACUUCCGGUGAAAGCUAUCACGAUUCAGCAAUGGAUCAACUAAUUGCCCAGGAACAAGCCAGGAGAGAGAUGCGUGGAGAUUCGAUCGAUGCUACUCUGCAGGAGCCAUGGAUCGUUGCCACGUUGGCUCGUAUGGAGUAUUUGAAAGAGAUUGGCUCGUUCAAAGUCUGUGGACUGGCUAUUUAUCGUCUGACUUAUGGGCAAUCCGAGCAAGAGUGGAAGGAAUUUGUCCAGAAUCUGGAAACAAGCAUAUUUGCUUGGGGAGCAGGCCAGACAGGCAGUGACACUAUCAAGCCAUAUUUGAAACUCCACUGGAUAGACGGAAAGGAACUUGGUUUUGCAGAGGGUGACACUGAAGCAGCCAAAAGGCAUUUCAACGAGACAUUUAACGACAAUUCAGCCGAGAAUGAGAGCAAAAUCCCUCUGGUGCUACAACUCAACACGUUUCUUGUCAUUGACUCUGCGUCCUUUGCAUCAUACACCACCAAAGCCGAAGACCCCACCUCAUCUGGCAUGCUUCCAGGCGACUCCACCGGCUUUGUUCUCGCUGUCGACCCUGCGUUCGACCCGGUCAAUGGCAUCAGUAGACCGGAUGAGUCGCCCGAUUAUAAUGGCCAUAUGCGUAUUCUUGGAGGUCUGGUCUGGGGUGACUUGUACGCCCAACUGAAAUCCCAAUCGACGGAAUUAGACGACCUGUGGCCGCUGGCUAUGCACCAUCCAAACCAGGUGUAUGUCGGCCCUGUCACUCCGCUACAGGUGCUCAGCUGGCAAAAGUAG
Messenger RNA from Penicillium atrosanguineum, 1770 nucleotides. RefSeq lists its product as uncharacterized. The transcript has 3 exons. Bases 1 to 1770 code for a protein of 589 amino acids. The record is from RefSeq and is a predicted model, not a curated record. NCBI's taxonomy places the organism in Eukaryota, Fungi, Ascomycota, Eurotiomycetes, Eurotiales, Aspergillaceae.